AUGGACAACAUCGACGAAGAAUAUGACCGGCUUGUUGAACACCUUCACGACUGCGCGAAGAAGGCUGAGAGUUUUAAAACCAUCAAUAGACGUCUGUCUCUUGAAACUCUUGAGCUGAUACGCCAACGUGGAGCAGCACGAGCCGAAGGGAACCAAGAACUCACGUCCGAGCACGCAAGGCUUUGCAGAGAGGCGAUAAAGGAAGACCUUAAAGAGAGAAGAGCAGAAGUGCUGGCUGAAGCUGUACAGGCGGGGAAAAGCAUCCGCUAUGUCCGUCGAGUCUUUGCCGGCCGCAAGAUGAGGAUGACUGCUCUCCGGAACCCGAAGAGAACAACCAUUGCAUCGAGAAGGGGGAUGGAGAAAAUCAUUUACGACUUCUACUCUGAUCUCUUCGACAGCCAUGUCCACUUGCCUUCUCACCAUCUGAGGGGAAACGGACAUGUCAUUCCAGAGGUCCUCCUGUCCGAAAUACGACAUGCUAUUAAUGCUAAUAGGAUUGAAAAAGUCUUGGAUGAAGGACAGCCAUGGGAGCAAGCAGGGUUUCGAAAAGGAUUCAGCACGAUUGACCACAUUCACACUGUUUCGAAACUCAUCGAGGUAUCACGAGAGUACAAGAUGCCGCUCUGUCUCACGUUCGUCGACUUGAAGAAGGCCUUCGACUCACUUGAGAAGGAAGUGGUCGUGGAAGCUUUGGACAACCAAGGCGUCCCUACUCAGUACAUAAAGGUACUUCGAGAGUUGUACAGCAACUUCACGACCGAAAUUUCGCCAUUCUACAAGUACAGAGGGGGGUCCGACAGGGUGAUACACCCAAAAUAUUCACAGCCGCCCUCAAGAGCACAAUGUGAAAGUUGGAACGGGACGACAUGGGCGUGA
Messenger RNA from Necator americanus (New World hookworm), 876 nucleotides. RefSeq lists its product as uncharacterized. The coding region runs from base 1 to 876 and encodes 291 amino acids. NCBI's taxonomy places the organism in Eukaryota, Metazoa, Nematoda, Chromadorea, Rhabditida, Ancylostomatidae. The record is from RefSeq and is a predicted model, not a curated record. The transcript has a single exon.